UGGUACUGACAAGAGACAACUUCCAUCUGCUGUCAAGGGAGCCUUUGAGAUUUCAGACAGCAUUCACCUUAAAACUGGAGCCAUCUUUCUAUCAUCUCCAGGACAAUCUUUGUGGAUAAUCCACAUAUAUAAGAGCUUUCACGUUUCUACCAGUGCUCCCAUGUGGGUAGUGGAGAAGAUCCGCGUGUCAGUGGAAAGAUCUAAUAUGCCUAUUCCAUCAGAAGAAUUUAGACUCAAAAUCGGUGGCAUCUUUUUUGGAGAAAAAGCCGACAAACCCAAAAGGAUUUCCCUCUGUCCCAAUGUCAUCACUCCUGAUAACAUCCCAGAAUUCUGCAUCCCCCCAACAAUCCCAUCCCUUCAAGAGAUGAAGAACAUGGAUCGAGCUGUGCGCCUCAUUCGGGUGUCUCACUGUGAAAGCUCAGAAAUAGAGUUGACACGUCAUGAGCCACUUAACACACACAUCAUCCAGGUUGAGAGUGUAGAUGAAAGCCCCUGUGAUGGUUGCAGCGAUGAGGAAACCACCAACGCAGACCCCCAGAGCCAGGCUGCCUUGUCCCUUCCACAUCUUGCCAAAGCUCAGACCUGCUAUGGCUUUUGCACCUUACUGGAGAGUCCGCACACCAGGAGGAAGGAGUCACUCUUCCAUUCUGAUGCCGGCUCUUCUCCUCUGCUGCUGCCCCGGAGUCGGUCCAGCGUGUGCUCAAAAGUCUCCCCCUCCACUUCACCUUCCUCUUCCCCGUCCUCCUUCAGCCUUAACGCCCUGUCUUCCAGGCUUUCCCCAAGAGGCUACACUCUGAACUGGCAGGCCACACUGGACAGUGAUACAACUUCCUCUACUGAAUCCUCCCCUUUCAGCUCGCCUCUGCUGACCAGGUGUCCUGCCAAGUCUUCCCUCUUCAAAGCAUUGAGCCAUGAACUGCUCUUGUCAAGGAACAUGAGGAAGGCAAUGGUGUCCAGGAACAAUUCCCUGUCCACGGAUGAGGGCAGCUCCACAGACAACAGCCCCAAUAUCAUGAGGAGGGCGUCAGAGGUGUUAGCUGAAGGCCUCCCCAGCAGUUACACCUUAGCCCCCCCAACAAUCUUCCCCAUGGACUUCACCCUGCACAGAGAGAGGGUAAUGAAGGAAAGAAUGGUACCCAUAGGAAAAGAUGGAAGCCUGAGACUCUCUGCAGAGUAUUGUCCAGAUAACCAAAGACUACGGGUUCGACUGAUCAGCGCUGAGGGGCUUUAUCCUCUCUCCGUAGACCCCAAGAUUAUUAACUGCAGUGUCAGCCUCUCUCUGGUUCCUGGAAAAGUCCAGAAGCAGCGCAGUACUGUCAUCAGAAAGAGCCGCAAUCCAAUCUUCAAUGAGGAUUUCUUCUUUGAUGGUAUCUCAGAGGAAGAUCUCAGUCAGCGCUCUCUGCGCUUUAAAGUGGUGAACAAAAUGUCCACCCUGAAAAGAGACUAUCUCCUGGGUGAUUGUGAUCUGCUUCUGUCUAGCAUUGUGACAUUAUAAACCCAAGUACUUCCUUUUCUGUUUAUUUAUCUAGUGAAUUAUUUAUUUUCCUUUUGUAUU
Molecule: messenger RNA, 1555 nt
Organism: Sphaeramia orbicularis (orbiculate cardinalfish)
Lineage: Eukaryota; Metazoa; Chordata; Actinopteri; Kurtiformes; Apogonidae
Gene: c2cd4a
Product: C2 calcium dependent domain containing 4A
Exons: 2
Coding region: 161-1495 (444 amino acids)
Source: RefSeq, a predicted model, not a curated record